Messenger RNA from Durusdinium trenchii, 531 nucleotides. The record is from the annotation of a GenBank genome assembly. NCBI's taxonomy places the organism in Eukaryota, Dinophyceae, Suessiales, Symbiodiniaceae.
AUGUUGAGUGCCUCCGACCCGUAUUAUGUGGCCAAGGAGGAAGUGGCCAAAGCCAUGGAGAAACUCCAAGGCCUUCAUCAAGACUGGAAGAGGUCGCUGCAGGCGGAGGAUACGGCACGGUCUCACCGCUUCCAGCAACUUCACGAAGAGAUCACAGGGGAGUUGGAGCAGCUGGGACUUGACUUGGAUGAUAUCCACGCCACCAUCAGCAUGGUCGAAGGGAAUCGCAGUAAAUUCCAAGUGAGCGACGGCGAGCUGGCGAGUCGGAAGCGCUUUGCGAACGACUGCCACAAGACCUUGGAGGAGUUGCAGAAGGACCGCGGGAACGUGGAGCGACUCCUGAGAGGUCGGGCGGGAAUUCAGAGGAUUCGCUCGCUCGGUGGUUCUGUUUUUUUCGGGUUUUCGCGAGCCGCUCGGUGUUCGCGCUGGCUCGCCCAUCCACUUCGGGGGCUCCUCGGCGGAGUUGGACAUGGUUUUGGGGUGCCCUCCUCGGCGGAUGACGCUUGGAUUACACCAAUUGUAAACUCUUGA